CUGAUUGGCCACGGGCAAAGGGGCGAGGUGGCUUGAUUAGCGCUGCUUGCCUGGAGGUGCCUGGGACCCUGGACCCGGGAUCCGGGCUGCGAGCCUCAGGAAGUCCGGAAAACCGCAGAUCUUAGGUUGGCUGGGGAGGGAGCAAGGACGGGGCCAGGGACGCGCAGAAUCCCAGUACCUUGCUUGGAGUGGACGCUGACAGUGCCAUUGAAAAGUCGUGCAUGCAAGUGACAAGAAAAGCUGGAGAGAAGCCCAAAUGGAUUAACUGAAGCCCUAGGGAGAGACUAAAAGGUGCACUGGCUGCAUUCUGAGUCCCAGGACUGUGGGAAGUAGCCACUGGAUUACAGGCAUGUUGUGGAAGUUGCUGGUGAGAUCGCAGCCUUGCAGGCUGUGUUUUUUCAGAAAGAUGCAAUCAACUCCAAAAUACAAACCCUUUCUAGCAUACUUUACAACAGACAGGCAGUCAAACAAAGAAAAUAAAAGAACAGUGGAAACGCUCUAUAAAUUUUCAGUUGACAUUAGGAAAAUUCGAAGUUUAAAAGGAUGGGUACUUCUGGAGGAUGAAACCUAUGUUGAAGAAGUUGCAAAUAUUUUACAAGAACUAGGUGCUGAUGAGGCUGUAAUAGCCAGUAUUUUGGAACGCUGCCCAGAAGCAAUUGUCUGUAGUCCAGCUGCUAUUGACACCCAGAGAAAACUCUGGCAGUUAGUCUGCAAAAAUGAGGAAGAGUUAGUCAAGUUAAUAGAGCAGUUUCCAGAAUCUUUCUUUAUUGUUAAGAACCAGGAGAACCUAAAGCUCAAUGUUCAGUUCUUUCAAGAGCUGGGAUUCAAGAAUGUAGUCAUUAGUAGAUUUCUGACAACUGCAUCCAAUAUUUUUCAUAAUCCUGUUGAGAAGAAUAAGGAAAUGAUAAAGCUCCUUCAAGAGAGUUACCUAAAUGUAGGUGGCUCUGAGGCCAACAUGAAAGUCUGGCUACUAAAAUUAUUAAGCCAAAAUCCAUUUAUUUUGUUAAGGUCUCCUACAACUAUAAAGGAAACACUAGAAUUUCUCCAGAAGCAAGGCUUUACAAACUUUGAAAUUCUUCAACUUCUGUCCAAACUCAAAGGAUUUCUUUUUCAACUUUGUCCAAGAGGUAUCCAGAACAGUAUUUCCUUCUCUAAAAAUGCUUUUGAAUGCACAGAUCAUGACCUGAAGCAAUUAGUUUUGAAAUGUCCUGCUCUUUUAUAUUAUUCUGUUCCAGUUUUAGAAGAGAGAAUUCAGGGAUUAUUAAAAGAAGGAAUUUCCAUAGCUCAAAUAAGAGAGACACCAAUGGUUCUCGAAUUAACGCCACAGAUAGUUCAGUACAGAAUAAGGAAACUAAAUUCUUUAGGCUACAGAAUAAAGGACGGACACCUAGCAAAUCUAAAUGGAACAAAAAAAGAGUUUGAAGCUAACUUUGGCAAAAUUCAAGCCAAAAAAGAGAGGCCAUUAUUUAACCCUGUGGCACCAUUAAAUGUUGAAGAAUGACUUACUGACUGAUGUUACUUCUUCUUAACAAUAAUGAAACAGAUUCUCAGAUACUUAAGCAAUUCAGGCAGUUAAUGGGCACCAGUAAUUUUAAGGACCUAGCUUCUGAGGUGUUAUCUCUGAGUAGAUGAUCUGUGACUCAUUUGCAUAUUUUAAAAUACAGACUGGUUGUGGUGCACAUCCCUAUAAUCCCAGAGAUUCAGGUAGCUAAAGCAGGAGGGCCCCAAAUUUAAGGUCAGCAACAUAGGUCCUAAGCAACUCAAUGGGACCCUGUCUCAAAAAAUAAAGAUGGCUGGGGAUGUAGCCUAGUUGUAAAAGCCCUCUGGGCUCAAUCCCUAGUACAAAAAAAAAACCCAAAAUACAAACUGCACUUUUUACAAAGUUGUUAAUUCAUUGUCCUUGAACUAUUAUUCCAAAAACUCUUGUACUAUUCAAUGGCACAUCAGUGUGAAAAUUUAUAAGUGAAUCAUUUCUAAAAAUUGACAAGUACACUCCCUUAAUUCAAAAUAUGGGAACAUUUACUCAUGUUUUAUUGAAGAUGUAGAUAGUCUUCCUUAUUACCAGCCCUGAAACAUCACUUUGCUUUUACGUGAAUUGUAGCUUAGUGUUAGUGAAGCAUUAGCAAGCUUCUGACACCUUUUUUUUUUUUUUUUGAGAACUUGUGUUUGGAAUAAAUACUUUUGAGAACCAAGUAUUACUAAUCCAAAAGUAGUACAGAAGCCUACCUUUGUGGCCUUUUUGAAACCAAUCAACCAUUAUCUCUCAUGAAGCACUUAUGUGCAUUCAGUAUUUUCCUCAUUUUACAGAGGAAACAAACUUAGAGAUGUUAUUCAGCUGCCAAGUAGGAGAGCCUAGAUUUAUUCAGAUCUGGCUUCUGUUCAAACCUUAUGAAUAGAAAGGAUCUCAUUCUAAGUGUGAAGGAGAACACUUGCAUAGUUUUGUCCUGGCAUUAAUCAGUAAUAUGUUCUCUUUCUUGCAAACUCUCUGGUGCUCUCUCGAAAAUAUCUGUUUAGAUACACUAAUCAGUUGGUUUAGAUACAUCUAACCCGGUGAUUAGAUGUCAAUUUUGAGAUGCCUAUUAAACAUUCUAGCAGGGAUGUCAAAUGUGCAAAUGACUAAGUCUGGAGUUGUCAAAACUGGGGAUACACAUUUGAGGAUCAUUUGCAUACUGUGGUAUUUAAAGCCAUGGGUCUAGAUGAGAUUGUCUGGAAUGUAGAUUUGGAAUUAAGACAGCUGUGAGCAUGGGAAAAGUUGAUCAGAGGAAGAAAAGAAGACAUGGUCUGUAACAAUUCCAAUGGGAGGUCAACUAUGGUAGAGAAUUGCCGCAGUCUGGCUGGGCACAAAAUCACGAGCCACUCAAGCAGGAACAAACUUUAUUUUCUGAAACUGCCGCCAAUGCCCCGUAUGCCCCCCCCAACAAUCCCGAUUCCUGGAAUUCCCCCCCCCCCCAGCAAGUUCCUCUCCCGGAAUUCCCUCCUACUGUAUCCCCAACCAAUGGGAACUCUCCAGGAGUCCCAUAGCAGGCCAAGGUGAACAGCAGGAGUCCAAUAUCCAUAUGAAUGCAAAUCUUAACAAUCAUAUCUCAAUGGCUAGCUGGUGUCACCUUUCAACCAAAAAUGCCAUGCAUCAUAUUACUUGGCUGUGGCUCUUAGACUAGCAGGUUUGCAAAAAGGAAAGUAUUGAUUAACCCUGUGAAGAGUGUUUCUGGUGUAAUGAAGAAGGUGAGAAGGCCAACUGGAGUGGAUUGUAAAGAGAAUGGGAGACAAGGAAAAGUCAUUUUGCUGUGAAGGAAAAAAUUUUAAAUGAAGUUUCAAGAUUAAUUUUUGUUUAAAGAACAUGUUUAUAUGCUGAAGGGUAUAACCCAAGAGACACAAAUAAGAGAUGGAAAACUGCAAGAUUAAUAGCCUUGAGGAAGGAAGGAAGAUUGACUUUGGUUAAGAGCAGAGAUUCUGGUCCUAGUCCACAGAGCCUGGGAUAGACGUAGGCAGGUUGAUGGGAGCCAGUGGAAUGAAAAGCAGGGGAGGGGCUGUCUAGUUGCCUCUUUGCAAAUGACAGUAGAAUCAGGGAGGAAACAAGUAGAAGGUUGGAAAUAGAGGAAGUCAUUUGAGAGGAAAGUAAACACACAAUGGAAGGGGAGGAUAAUUGGACAAAACUUCAAUAGCCCACGUGUCCUUUCCGGACACUGAUUUAAAAAGAAACUAUAGUCAAUAUAUAAGUUAAAAUUUUAGGUCCUCGGGUCCAGGCACAGGGAACCAGAGGCAGUUAGAAAAUACAACUAUAGCUUAUUCCAUAUUUGAAGAUUACCAUUUUUUUAAAAACAGAUCCACAUUUAUGGUCAGUCCAGCAAUUAUACUGACUUUAUUUUCCCUUAGGCCAAAUUCCAUUCCAUUGUUUGUUUGGCCUCUGAAAUAGUUUUGCUUUGCCUUUUCUCCAUUCUUACAUUCUCCUAUCUCCAUAUGAAAUAAAACUUUUAAAAAACUGAAAAUCUACAGCAUGGCAAGGGGAGCUUUUCUUGCAUGAAACACUAGUCAAUUUCAUUUCCUCUUUGAGAAAAGGUUCUAAUAACAAAAUUAAAUUGCCUUCAAUUUAUGUAUGAUUACAUUAAACUUAUUUCUACAGCAAAAUAAAAUUUGUUGCCACAGUAAAUAUGAUCACCUGGCAUUACUCCAGUAAGCUUCCUGAUAAAUCAAACAUACAGCCUACAUUGAAUAUCAACACCAGAAGGAAAGACUGGCUACUGAACAGGCCCAUUUGUUUCUGGACCUAAGCUGGAGAAGUUGUGACUGACACUAAUUCAAAAUCAAUACAGGAAAUUCAACUAACAAUGUGAAAGUUAGCCAGUUCUGCAUUUGUAAAAAAAAAGGUUUUGAAGAUGUUUCUGGCCUAAACCUUAUGCUGAUUAAAUGAUGUAGGCUAGGACCUGGCAGGAAAGCAGAUGCCCAAUAAGUAGUAGUUUCCUACCUUCCUCCCCAUUGUUUCUCAUUUCUGCCCAUUGAGUGGUCUAAGAGGUGCUCCCUACUUUAUAAACUCCUUCCCCAGUUUCAGACUUCAGUGUGCACAGUAACCUUCAGAGGUUGUUAAAAUGCAGUUCUGGGCUCUAUCCUGCAGAGAUUUGGCAAACUGAGGUAAAACCUAGAAAUCUGCAUUUUUAAUCUAUUACGGGUGUUUAAAAUAUAUUUCACUGUUAUGUUGGAAUGUUAUGUUUGUACAUUAUUAUCACAAAAAUUAAAAACUGGAUAUAGCACUUUCUAAACUGCUAUGUAACUAAGUUUUAAGAUUAUCCUGUAUUUAAAUUUCCUUUAUUUCUCCAUCUUUAUGAAACAUUUCACCUUUUGCAGAUCAUAGUGCUUUAUUAACAAGUUCAUGUUUGUUUCCCAUUCUUUAAUACAAAAAAAUUAAUCAUCAAUUAUUUUCACUUGACAUUUUGGUAAGUACAGGAUUCAUGUCAACAUUAUUAGAUCAGUCAUUCAAGUGGGUCACACAAGUUUAUCUUCAUUGUGCCAAAUACCCACUCAAAAAAUAAGCUGAGUAAGAUACCUCCAGGUGUAUAAAACGAUUGCAGUUUCUUGAAGUCAACGUCCUGUUUAACAGGUCAAAUUGCUAGUCUAUGUAAAUAAACUGGAAAAGACUUGAGGAUACAGCUGUACAUAUAUCAUCAAAGGGUAAGUUCAUUCAACAAGAACCUAAACUGUACAUUUGUACAGUUCUCUGCUACCAUUGCAAAAGCCCCUCUGAACAAAGUUGUGGUUAGAAUUUAAAACAAUCUGGAUGAAAUAAAAUGUACCAAGUAACUUUUCUGUAGCAGAAAUGAAUUAUAUCCAUUUUCCUCAAGCAAAUUUAAGACAAGCAAAGCUAAAAAUAAAUAUGCAAGCAUAUAGUAAACUAAAGUCUAUACCUUAGAAGAAAUUCAAGUACAAAACAGCAGGGCCUAUGACUAUGUAAGAUAAAUUAAAAAUACUAGCAAUGAAGCAGUAAUUUAUGUAAUAGCAGAAAACAAGUUCUCUAAUACCAUUACUUAGAUCAUUUAGCAUUUAUCUACUUUGGAGUUUAAAACAAAUUCCCUUUGCUAAUUAAAACAUUUGACCAAUAUACCAACAUAUUGCAUGAAAUAAAUGACUAUUUAAUUCCUCAUGGAUUGAACUCCUGAUGACUUCAGUUUUGUAUAAGUGAAAGGUUCAAGACCCUGUGAAGAUUUGCUCAAAAUUCCUGCUGGUAUUUAUGAAAGCUAAAAGUGAUAUUCUUAUCCAAUUGUUAAUCACAUUAUUAAUGUAAUAUUUGUAGUGGUUUAUAUAAGCCUCAGGUUUCAGAGUGAUCUGUUCAAGUUCUCAGAGAUACUAUGUUGAAUGACUUACUGGAGAACAUGACCCCAUUGCCCUUUCUUCCUCCCUUUGGGAGGUAGAGGAAGAAUGGGCAAAUUUCCAGACUUGAAGUGUAAAGAAAAUUAAGGGUUUUUUUCAGGAUCAAGGUAUAAUCCUCAGUUAUAAGGAAUGCCAAAUACAUGUGAAUUAUUAAAUUUUCAUGAAGCUAAACAUGAAACAAAAUUCUAGCUAUGUAACUUUGAGAAUGAAUGAGACAGGAUGACAAAUGUAGUAAGAUAUGACACAUUUGCCAUCCAUAAUCAAAAACUUCAAUUCCCUAUCUGAAAUUGAUUUGAAAAAUGGUAUGAAGUCUACAGUUGUGUUGAAGGACUGUAAGAUAUUUUUAAAAGCCUAUGUAAAUCAUAGAAAGCACUUAUAUUUUAUAUUCAAAACUGAUGUAUGGAGCCCAUUUCAUUCAGUUUAAAAGUCAGUCCUUACAUAUUUGUGAUUGCUUUUAUUGUAUUUUUAAAAGGGAGAACUACUGAUACUUUAAGACAUCCUAAAAAGACAGAAUAGGUGUGAAAGAUUCUUUUUAUAUCUUGGAUGCUUUUAGGUAAUUUUUAAAUACUUAAUAUUUGUUCCUCCUUAAUCUGAAACUCUUCCAACAUAGCUUCUGAACGGCUAAGAAAUACUCCUUAGGCACUGUUAGGUGAAUUAACAAUGAAGUAAGAAUCCAAGUUGAAAUAUACAAUUUGACCUUAACGACUUAACAGAACAGCUAACAAGCACUGUCUUAUCAACUGACAGCAAGAAAUGCCUUUAUCCCAUCACUCCUGAGAUUCUUAAGAGGGAAAACUAAUUUUACAACCUUGAAAAAAAAUCCAUAGAUAAUUAUAAGAACUGCACAUAUUUAAGGUAUUAGAAAAGAUGUUUUCUUUUGUAAGGCAUCAAUGAUUAAAUGAAUACAAUGCAUAUCUAACAAAAGAUGAUUAAUAUUAUCAUAAAACCAUUUAUCUUUUCUUUUAAACUUCUCAAAUUCCUGCUACUUUUGCCAGCUUAAAUAAGAAACAAAAUGCCUCUUGGCCUAAACAACUAUGGUUUUAAAAAACUAAGACAUCUGAAACUAUUAGGCACAUCAAAGGUACAGUUUAUGUAGUUCAAAGUUCCCUUUGUAAGGGGCAUGAGUUACCUGGCACAUUGUACAUAUGGAACUGUAAAGAUCAUCUACUAAAUUCAACUUUCACAUUUUUAGUCAAACUGAAAGACUUAUAGUAAAUAUUCAAACAUACCAUAUUUUCAGUUACAACUGAAUAAGAGUAACAUUUUACCAGAUAAAAACCUGGAAUUUGAGUAUGAGAAACCUUCAUACACUGUGCUAGUAUUGGUCUCUUCUUUUUAGAUGAAAGCCAGUCGUCAAUACUUUCAACACAGCAGUUUAGAAGAUAAACGUCCAAAACAGGUGACUUGGUUGUAGUCCAUAAUUUAGCAAUUCAAUGCCACUGGCAUCAUAAUGCUGUGGAGAGCAAUAUAUCUCCAUAUUUUAGUCAGAUUUGUCUUUCUUCUUUCCUGUUAAGGGCACUUUGUUUACAACAGCGGACCCAACAGCUGUAACACCUCCAGCCACAGCAGAAACACCCCCUUUCACCAGCCCUAUUCCCAUGGAAGGCACAGUUGUAACAGCUGUUUUGGUCACCUCCAGACUUUUUCCACCAAUCCAAGCUACACCACCGAUGGUGGCACCAACAGCUCCCUUUGUAACAUUGAAGAUACCCCCAGUCACACGGGACAACAUGCCUGGUUGCUGCUGUGGAUGAUCUUUCAUUGAACCUAAUGAGAGAAAAUAUAAUCAAAUAUAAAUAUAAAGAAAUAAUAUAAAUAUAAAUAUAAAGAGCAGUACAAAAGUCAUUGAACAGUCUCCCUCACAAUCAGAAAGUUGAUUUGAGAAGCCAACCAGUUGACUGAUUGAAAGACAUUGAGGAGUUCUUGCCUCGAGGGUAUAGUUUUGUAUACAUAUGCUGGUCCAAAACUAAGUUUUAAUACCUAUGAAAAGAAAUGAUUUAGAGACGAGGCAACUUUCAUAAAACAAUCCUAUUUUAAAAGAUCUAAUUUCACAUGCUUCCUUGAUUUAUAGUUUUGUUAAGAAAUAAUCUUUAAAAAAAAAAAGAAAAUCUUUUUUAAAUAUCCCAAAACCAUGAAAAAAAUAAAAAUAAAAUAUUUACAUAGCCUUCAAUUUCCUUGAUAGGAUUCAAUCACUACUGAAACAGUCUUCAUAUAAAGCAGUGGUUCUCAAAAUACAACCCAAGAGUCCUGGGGAACCCUGAGGCCAUUUCAGAAGAUAUCCACAGAUGAAAACUACUUUCAGGCUGAAGUUGUGGCUCAGAGUAGUAGAGUGCUUGCUUAGCAUGUGUGAGGCUCUGGGUUCAAUCCUCAGCACCACAUAAAAAUAAAUUUAAAGAAAGGUAUUGUGUUCAUCUACAACUUUAAAUUUAAAAAAAAAAAACCUACUUUCAUAGUAAUAUUAACAUGUCAUUGACUUUACACUUUCAUUGUGUCACAAGUUUACAACAGUUUUCCAGAAGCUAAAUACCACAACAAACUGAAUGAAGCAAUAACUCCAAAAUGCAGCUGUCACCCAUUAACCCAAACAUUAAAGAUAUUUGCAAAAACGUAUAAACAGUGUCACCAUGCUCAUGAUAUUUUUUUUGUUUUAGGAAAGAGUCACUUUUCAUAAGAACAUGAUAACCAGGUUAACAUGUAAUGUGUAUACUGGGUUCUUUUGGUGAAUAAAAUUCAAAUUCAAUUUUUACUAAACACAAGCCAUCUGGGCCUCAAUUUUUUAAGAAGUUUUUUGAUAUCAAAAAGCUGAAAAUCGCUGAUUUAAAUAUAUUUGGGUCCCUGCUCUGUUGUGUCCCUUAAUGAUAUACUUAAACAACUAAUACUGUGUAAAAACAGAAAAACAAAACUAUUCAUAAUUUAAAAUUGUUACCUAAUAUCAUUUUUAUUUAGAUGUAAGUAAAAUAUACACUAUAGCAUACAUUGUUAAUAUUUAUAUCACUUCCUCAGUGAUUCUUAUGGGAAAAAAGUCUGCACUUUAAACAUCUUAUUUAAAAAAAUUAUUUUUAGAUACCCCAGAAAAGUAAUAUCAAUAUAAGAAAUUUAGCUCUUUCUAAGUCAUCAGUUAAUUUUCUUUGGUUGGUUGAAGGUUGUUUUUUUUAAAUAGAGCCAUUAAAAAUUAGAUGUAACUUCAAACUUAUAUAGUAAGAUUUCAUAAAAGCUUCAUCAUACCAGCUUCUAAUGAACACAGGUCUUUUCUCCUUUGUCACCUAAUAAUUUAAGCAACAAUGCCACAUCAUCAAUGGUGUUUUUCUAAACUUCAUAGGAAGUUUGUAAUUCAGAUUUUACCUACUGAAAAAGUAUAAUCUCGCACAAAUAAAGAUGAAUUCUUGGGUACACAGGACAACAUUGUACCAUAAGUUGGGAAAAUCUCAGUCAUUAAUCAAAAUAGUGUUUAGGUAUGGAUAUAACAAUGGCUAAAUUAAAAAAAAAAAUGUGUUUAUUAAGGAGUUGGGGAUGUAGCUCAGUGACCUAGCACUUGCCUAACAUGUACAAGGUCCUGAACUCAAUCCCUAGCACCACAAAAGGAGAAACAAAUAGUAAGCAUAAUUUAUACAAUUUUUGAAUGGCUGAAAUAAAAUGCUUAUGAUAUAGAUGAGCAUUUUAAUAUGUUAAUUAUAAAAUUAUGAUGGAAAAGAUUACAUAAUUGAUAAUUCUUUUUUAAUUAAAGUCAAAUACAUUAGGAAGAGAGGCAAUACCCUGAUUUAAGGAUAACAUAGAUGACUGAAUCAUGCCAAAUACCUCAUUAACAAAAUUAUCUUACUUGGCCAAAUUUAAUGAAGACAAAUAAUUUUUUCUUACUAAAUAAGCUAAAUAUUGUUAUUCUCUUCAAUUACUCUGUACUCUUAAUUGCCACCACACAAAUUAUCUGCUUUGCAGUUACCCUUGUUAAACAGCUGACAUUAAAAUAUAUUCCUGAGGCUCUGUUCUCUUGUCAUCCUCUUGGAUGCCUUUAUCCUUUUCCUGAAUUCUUUCCAUAAAGUCCUUUUAAUUUUCUCUUGAGACCUAACUUUUCAAAACUAAAUCGUUCUAGUCCUAAAAAAUAAAGCAUGGAAAAGAGCUAAUAAUUUUCCAGGAUAUUCUUCCACCAAGCAAACUAAACUAAAUUAAACCAAAUUAGCUAGUUCUUCCAUCUUCUUUUAGACUUAAGAGCAAGCUUUUCAUUGUGUUAUUUUCCUAGCAAUUUCGUUUUUAUCUACGAAUAUAUGAAAAAAAUUUUUGAACAGUGGAUAACAUAACUGGGAGGAAAAUAUAACACCUAGAGUCAGGACUUCCAGCCCUAGCAAUUAAUAUGCAAUCCUCCAAGAUCAUUAUUUAUAUUAAGUUUAAUAACAUUCUAUGCCAAAACUAUAAAUUAAAAAUGCCGGGCUGGGAAUGUGGCUCUGGUGGUAGUGCACUCGCCUGGCAUGCGUGCGGCCCAGGUUCGAUUCUCAGCACCACAUACAAACAAAAAUGCUGUGUCCGCCAAAACUAAAAAAUAAAUAUUAAAAAUUCUCAAAAAAAAAAAAAAAGCCUGUAGUCAUUUUCUGUAUGGAAUGAGGACAAUCCAGGGGGUAGUUAUUAUUUCCAAGGCUUUUGGAAGUAAAGAAAUAGAAAAAUGUUUCAUGAUGUCAUAAUUUUCAAACUAUAAGAGAAUUAUGAUUCAGAAAGACAUUAAAAGACCCUAUAACCAUGUAUUUAUUAAUAUAGGAAGAGAGAGCUACCAGUUAUAAUACAAUGGAUAACCGGAGUUUAACAACAAAUCUCAAAUGCUUCUUAAAUUAAGCUGAUCUUUUUUGUAUACAGGACAUCAAAAAUAAACAGUUUAUGAAAAGAUGUUCUUCCUUGUGAAAUGGUCUUUAAAAUGUGACAGGAAAAUAAGCCUUACAUGAUAAAAUUAAAUUGUGUCUCAAGAAAAAAAAGUUAAAUUGUGUCUCCACUCACCAAUACCUGUGCUUCUUAAUUAAAAAGUACAAGUGUUUAUCUUCUAUUACUUUUAAAACAUUUACUGAGCAGGUAAACAAGCUAUAAUUCUAUAAAUUUAAUAAAAUCAAUCAAACUUUCA
Messenger RNA from Ictidomys tridecemlineatus (thirteen-lined ground squirrel), 10957 nucleotides. It is a transcript of the gene Mterf2, whose product is annotated as mitochondrial transcription termination factor 2. Lineage: Eukaryota; Metazoa; Chordata; Mammalia; Rodentia; Sciuridae. The record is from RefSeq and is a predicted model, not a curated record. Gene Ontology annotation, molecular function: double-stranded DNA binding. Gene Ontology annotation, biological process: termination of mitochondrial transcription; regulation of DNA-templated transcription. Gene Ontology annotation, cellular component: mitochondrial matrix.